AUAAAAACUGGAUUCUUGGUCUCCUUUUAUCAAGUCUCUGGAUAAAUGGACAGACAGGAGAGUUUUGCAGGUUUUGGCAUAGCUCAACAAAAUAAUUAUUACUGGUACUGGCAAAGUCUCUCCUCUGCUGUUAGGGUGAAGCCGGAGUUCCCACCCCGCCAGUGUUACCCUUUUGGCACCUGGUAUGAGCAGCAGCAUAGCUGUUUCUCUCUUUCUGGCUACAGCUGUGGCUGUGCAGUGGAUGGAAGUGGACACAGCCUUCUUUCUGUGUGUAAGACCUCUGGACAGCCAGCUGACACUCUGGUCGUGCCUGAGGAAACCACAGCUGUGGCUGAAAACCAAGAUGACGACCCACUAGAAGAUCCAAAUCUUCAUUUGAAUAUUGAGGAAUUAAACAAAGAGUUUAUGGUGAAAAGUGAAGAACUCUACGACUCUCUCAUGAAUUGCCACUGGCAGCCUUUAGAUACCGUUCACUCUAAAAUCCCAGAUGAAACCCCAAAGAAGCAAGAUGUUCAUUAAGCUACCCAACUAUCAUAUUAAUUGUAUCCUGUUUUGGUUUUGUUUUUGCAAAAAAAAAAAUUCUCCCAGGAAUGUACUCGAUUCUGUUUGUAAAUACAAAUUUCCAGCACUUAAAUGUGAUAGACGUGAUUGAACGUAAUGUAAAUAAACUUU
This is a messenger RNA of Diceros bicornis minor, 672 nucleotides long. It is a transcript of the gene C14H6orf52, whose product is annotated as chromosome 14 C6orf52 homolog. NCBI's taxonomy places the organism in Eukaryota, Metazoa, Chordata, Mammalia, Perissodactyla, Rhinocerotidae. The transcript has 4 exons. The record is from RefSeq and is a predicted model, not a curated record. Gene Ontology annotation, cellular component: nucleus. Gene Ontology annotation, biological process: selenocysteine incorporation. Gene Ontology annotation, molecular function: tRNA binding. The coding region runs from base 46 to 519 and encodes 157 amino acids.